Tarenaya hassleriana is the source of this 708-nucleotide messenger RNA. RefSeq names its product nuclear transport factor 2-like. The record is from RefSeq and is a predicted model, not a curated record. The transcript is spliced from 2 exons. NCBI's taxonomy places the organism in Eukaryota, Viridiplantae, Streptophyta, Magnoliopsida, Brassicales, Cleomaceae. Gene Ontology annotation, cellular component: nuclear pore central transport channel. The coding region runs from base 76 to 447 and encodes 123 amino acids. Gene Ontology annotation, biological process: nucleocytoplasmic transport.
UUUUGGCUCUCUCCUCUCUCGAUCGGCACCAAACGCACGAAUCGAAGAGAGAGAAAACACCAGAGAGAGCGAGAGAUGGAUCCAGAUGCAUUGGCGAAGGCGUUCGUGGAGCACUACUACUCCACCUUCGACGCGAAUCGGGCGGGAUUGGCGAGUCUGUACCAGGAAGGAUCUAUGUUGACCUUCGAAGGCCAGAAGAUCCAAGGCUCUCAGAACAUCGUCGCCAAGCUCACUAGCCUCCCCUUUCAGCAGUGCAAGCACAACAUCACCACCGUCGAUUGCCAGCCCUCUGGUCCUGCCGGUGGCAUGCUUGUCUUCGUCUCCGGCAAUCUCCAGCUAUCCGGCGAACAGCACGCCCUUAAGUUCAGCCAGAUGUUCCAUUUGAUGCCGACGCCACAGGGAAGCUUCUACGUGUUCAACGACAUAUUCAGGUUGAACUAUGCCUGAUGAGAAGAAGAAGCGCGCACACACACAGUUGCUGGCUUGGUGGGUAUAUAUAUAUACACAUAUAUAUUCCCUCAACAAGUCGAAGGAUUGGUAUUUAUAAUAUGACCUGAUCGGUUUCAGUCUUUUGGAUUUGGAAACUAAACUGUUUACUACUCUCUCUCUUUUCAAUUGGGUCUGUCACAUUAUUGCGUUCCAAGAAGAAAAAAAACGGGACGAAUCCGUGUCUUAUGAGAUUAUUAUAUGCUCGGCUGAGUUGCUGAA